UUCCCUGCUACGGCGAUAGCUACAGCUACAAUCAUGGAGUCCGAGCUUGCUCCCAAGUUUGCGCCCUUUGUCGGGAUGGGCGGCAUCGCGGCUGCGAUGAUAUUUGGAUGUGUCGGUGCGGCGUAUGGCACUGCGAAGUCAGGAAUUGGUAUCGCCGGCGUGGGAACCUUCCGGCCGGAUUUGAUCAUGAAGUGUCUGAUUCCCGUCAUCAUGUCCGGUAUCCUGGCCGUCUACUCGCUCGUCAUCGCAGUCCUCAUAGCCGAAGAUCUCGCUGCUCCGUCAUCGAAGAGCUACAGUUUAUUCACGGGCUUUAUGCACCUUGGCUGCGGCUUGUCCGUAGGACUGACUGGGCUCGCGGCUGGAUACUGUAUUGGCAUUGUCGGCGAUAGUGGCGUCCGUGCCUAUAUGGCCCAGUCGAGGAUAUUUGUUGGCAUGGUGUUGAUCCUCAUCUUUGGCGAAGUACUAGGACUCUACGGGCUCAUCGUUGCGCUUUUGCUUAACACCAAGAGUUGAACUCGACACACUGAGGACGGACAUGCUCUUUUUCACUGUUUCACGGAUGUUUACAACCAAAUGGCCCCGGUCAAUGUUCAAUGUUCCUUUAAGUUGUUCUCUUAGACGCCGUGUACAAUCUCAACUGAGUCGACGUGGCGUGCCUACUUACUACGCGCCUCGAGAACGGUGGAUUGCGCCGAUAUGAACGGGCUGAUCAGGGCUACCGGGAAUUUGGCAGGUUGACGAGGCUCCUGUUGAAGAGGCUAUUACACGCAACCCAGGGUCCUGGCAGCGUAGAGUUGGGCAUCAGAGCGACUGGAAGAUGAUCACCACGCUGCAGGCUUUCCUCUACUAGCACCUUUUCCUUACAAGCUACGAGACCGGAGUAAUGUUAAUACUAGGUACGAGGC
Molecule: messenger RNA, 905 nt
Organism: Trichoderma reesei QM6a
Lineage: Eukaryota; Fungi; Ascomycota; Sordariomycetes; Hypocreales; Hypocreaceae
Exons: 6
Coding region: 34-513 (159 amino acids)
Biological process (GO): proton transmembrane transport
Cellular component (GO): proton-transporting V-type ATPase, V0 domain
Molecular function (GO): proton-transporting ATPase activity, rotational mechanism
Source: RefSeq, a predicted model, not a curated record